AUGAGCAGAUCGCAAGGUAAAGCUCGGGCAGUCAGCAGCAAGGGCUUUGGCAGCAGCCCUGCCCGUGGCGCUUUCGGUGGUUUCUCUACCAGCUCCAGCGGCAGCAGCCUCUCCUACCUCGCCGAACCGCCCGACUUCUCCUCCAUAUCCGAUGCCAAUGUGGUUGUUUCUUUCAAGAACCUCCUGAAGAAGGACAGCACAACAAAGGCAAAGGCUCUGGAAGACUUGGUUGCAUACACACAGGCACAUCCGUACGAGCAGAACGGAGACAAUUCCCGUCGAGUCCGCGAACUGUCCCACAAUCUCCAACUCGAGCUGGUGAAAUCGGCGCGAAAGCGCAUGGAGAGGCGUAUCCCGAGGAUUGUAGGCUCGUGGCUAGCUGGCACCUUUGACAAAGAUCGCGUUGUCGCGCGGGCUGCUAGUGAUGGGCUCUCGUCAUUCCUCAACACGGACGAAAAAUUCUUGCAGUUCUGGAAGAGAUGCCAGACGCAGAUCCUGGAUUUUGCCAUCGAGGCUAUACAAGAGACACCCGACACACUGAGCGACGAGCGCUCAACUACCGCGGAUGACGCCGAGGCAAAAUACCUUCGAGUCGUUGGUGGCAGUCUAUCUCUGGUUUUGGGACUGCUACAAAGGCUGCAGGAUACUGAUUUGGAGGUUGCGAGUGACAAAAAAGCAUCCUCAAGUUUGGGGAACAAAGAAGUCCCCCUUCGCAAGACUAUCAGGGUUUCUGGAAAGAGGAUCGCAGUUUAG
Molecule: messenger RNA, 753 nt
Organism: Phaeoacremonium minimum UCRPA7
Lineage: Eukaryota; Fungi; Ascomycota; Sordariomycetes; Togniniales; Togniniaceae
Product: putative c3hc4 type (ring finger) zinc finger containing protein
Exons: 3
Coding region: 1-753 (250 amino acids)
Biological process (GO): ribosome-associated ubiquitin-dependent protein catabolic process; rescue of stalled cytosolic ribosome
Cellular component (GO): cytosol; RQC complex
Molecular function (GO): ribosomal large subunit binding; ubiquitin protein ligase activity
Source: RefSeq, a predicted model, not a curated record